AUGUCUAGUGACCUGAUUCGACUCGCCUCGCUAGACCAACCCGAACUGUCCCAGUCGGCAUCGAGACUCGAGAGAAAAGAUGAGCUGUCUACCUUGCCGGUUGAGAUACUGGAGACAAUUGCUUCCUACUUGCCUACCCAGGAUGCACUGAGUCUACGCUUUGCUUCAAAAGCUUUCAAUCAAUUGACAUCAAGCCAGACUUUCUGGGCCUCCAGAUUCGAACCCGAGCAUGAACGCGGAUUCCUUUUUGAAACACAGGACAGCAAACAUACUGGAAACUGGCUAGCUUUGUACAAUCUCACCGAGGAUACAAAUCUUUCUCCCGGUCUCAAAAACAGAAAGAGAGUUUGGAACUUGUCGCGUAUUGUCAGAAAUUUACUACGCUUGCAUUUGACGACCGAGGAUGCCACCUCAUCUCUGCCAAGUUCGUCUUUGGGUGAUUCGGAAUUGACAGUUGUGAAUGCAAUCGUCGACAAUGGUCCUAGGUGGCUUUUCCGCAGUGGAGCCCGAUUAAUGCAAACUCACCUUCGCUCAAUACCACAAGCCCUCAGCAAGAUCAUAUUCUCAACGGUGGAUAUCGGAGACAUGGUUUAUGUUUCCGGUAUGCGUUUCGUUUCUUAA
This is a messenger RNA of Penicillium brevicompactum, 621 nucleotides long. Its product is annotated as F-box domain protein. Gene Ontology annotation, molecular function: protein binding. The transcript has a single exon. The coding region runs from base 1 to 621 and encodes 206 amino acids. The record is from RefSeq and is a predicted model, not a curated record. NCBI's taxonomy places the organism in Eukaryota, Fungi, Ascomycota, Eurotiomycetes, Eurotiales, Aspergillaceae.